Rhagoletis zephyria (snowberry fruit fly) is the source of this 540-nucleotide messenger RNA. The record is from RefSeq and is a predicted model, not a curated record. NCBI's taxonomy places the organism in Eukaryota, Metazoa, Arthropoda, Insecta, Diptera, Tephritidae.
AUGGAUAGUAACAUUGCUGAACUCGUCUACUGGCGUGACCCUAAAAACACCGGCAUUGUCUUUGGCGCUGGCUUGGUGAUUCUCCUGUCACUCUCCAUUUUCUCGGUCAUCUCAGUCGUCGCAUACUCUCUUCUCUUUACCCUUCUUGGCACUUUAUCUUUCCGAAUUUACAAGAAUGUUAUGCAAGCUGUUCAGAAAACCAAUGAUGGACAUCCGUUCAAAGACUACCUCGAAAUCGAAAUCACGCCAUCCCCUGAUCGAAUUCAUGAGAUAGUCGACACGGUUGUUGCGCAUGGUACCUGCUUCAUCAACCGAAUGCGAAGUAUUCUUCUUGUUGAGGACAUCGUCGAUUCACUGAAGUAUCUUCUCAUCUUUUGGGCUCUCACCUACAUCGGUGGCUGGUUCAACGGCCUGACUCUAAUUCUGUUGGCGUACAUUGCUGCUUUCUCGCUUCCCAAGGUUUAUGAGCAAAACAAAGCUCAGAUUGACCAAUACCUGGAACUGGCAAACAGUAAAAUUGCUGAAAUCAGCGACAAGUAA